This is a messenger RNA of Orycteropus afer afer, 1659 nucleotides long. It is a transcript of the gene PRPH, whose product is annotated as peripherin. Gene Ontology annotation, molecular function: structural molecule activity. Lineage: Eukaryota; Metazoa; Chordata; Mammalia; Tubulidentata; Orycteropodidae. Gene Ontology annotation, cellular component: axon; plasma membrane; type III intermediate filament. The record is from RefSeq and is a predicted model, not a curated record.
CAGGGGGGAAUCAAGUCGGCCAGGCGCCAGCAACCAGGACUGGGUGGGUGCGGUGCUUCUGCUGCUCCGCAGGGUGGGGCGUCCCCCUCCCCACACAGCCCGGCCAGUCAGUGGGAGGAGCUGCCUGUGCACCCCCCAGCCCCACCCCGAGUCUGCGGUCCUAUAAAGCCGCCAGGCAGCGGUCUGCGGCUUCUUCCCAGUCCUCGGCCUAGCUCUGCAAGAAGUGACUGUCCAUCCUCAGCCGCCAUGAGCCACUCGUCGGGCCUCCGGACUAGCAUCAGCUCCACCUCGUACCGCCGCACCUUCGGACCACCGCCCUCGCUGUCCCCGGGAGCCUUCUCCUACUCGUCCAGCUCCCGCUUCUCUAGUAGCCGCCCGCUAGGCUCCGCGUCCCCGGGCUCCUCUGUGCGUUUGGGCAGCUUCCGCGGGCCGCGGGCAGGCGCGAGCGCCCUCCUGCGACUGCCCUCGGAGCGCCUCGACUUCUCCAUGGCGGAGGCCCUGAACCAGGAGUUCCUGGCCACGCGCAGCAACGAGAAGCAGGAGCUGCAGGAGCUCAACGACCGGUUCGCCAACUUCAUUGAGAAGGUGCGCUUCCUAGAGCAACAGAAUGCGGCCCUGCGCGGGGAGCUGAGCCAGGCUCGGGGCCAGGAGCCGGCGCGCGCAGAUCAGCUGUGCCAACAGGAGCUGCGCGAACUGCGGCGGGAGCUGGAACUGCUGGGCCGGGAGCGCGACCGGGUGCAGGUGGAGCGCGACGGGCUGACGGAGGACCUGGCGGCGUUAAAGCAGAGGUUGGAGGAGGAGACGCGCAAGCGGGAGGACGCUGAGCACAAUCUGGUUCUGUUCCGUAAGGACGUAGACGAUGCCACCCUGUCCCGCCUGGAGCUGGAGCGCAAGAUUGAAUCUCUGAUGGAUGAGAUUGAGUUCCUCAAGAAGCUGCAUGAGGAGGAGCUGCGAGACGUUCAGGUAAGCUUGGAGAGCCAGCAAGUGCAGCAGGUGGAGGUGGAAGCAACCGUGAAGCCGGAGCUGACAGCGGCACUGAGGGACAUCCGUGCGCAGUAUGAGAACAUUGCGGUGAAGAACCUGCAGGAGGCGGAGGAGUGGUACAAGUCCAAGUACGCGGACCUGUCCGACGCCGCCAACCGGAACCACGAGGCCUUGCGACAGGCCAAGCAAGAGAUGAACGAGUCCCGACGCCAGAUUCAGAGCCUGACGUGUGAGGUGGACGGGCUACGUGGCACCAACGAGGCGCUGCUCAGACAGCUGCGGGAGCUCGAGGAGCAGUUCGCCCUAGAGGCCGGCGGCUACCAGGCGGGCGCUGCGCGGCUUGAAGAAGAGCUGCGGCAACUAAAGGAGGAGAUGGCGCGGCACCUGCGCGAGUACCAAGAGCUCCUCAACGUCAAGAUGGCCCUGGAUAUCGAGAUCGCCACCUACCGGAAGCUGCUGGAGGGCGAGGAGAGCCGGAUCUCUGUACCGGUCCAUUCCUUUGCUUCCUUAAAUAUAAAGACCACUGUGCCUGAGGUGGAGCCCCUCCAGGACAGCCAUGGCCGCAAGAUGGUUCUGAUUAAGACCAUUGAGACCCGUAAUGGGGAGCAGGUGGUGACAGAGUCCCAUAAAGAGCAGCCCAGCGAGCUGGACAAGGCUUCUACUCACAGCUACUGA